Drosophila montana is the source of this 533-nucleotide messenger RNA. RefSeq names its product putative mitogen-activated protein kinase kinase kinase 7-like. Gene Ontology annotation, molecular function: magnesium ion binding; MAP kinase kinase kinase activity; ATP binding. Gene Ontology annotation, biological process: JNK cascade; protein phosphorylation; positive regulation of canonical NF-kappaB signal transduction. The record is from RefSeq and is a predicted model, not a curated record. Bases 63 to 458 code for a protein of 131 amino acids. Lineage: Eukaryota; Metazoa; Arthropoda; Insecta; Diptera; Drosophilidae. The transcript is spliced from 3 exons.
UCGCUUAUCUACAUGGGCAAUCAGAGCGAUCAGUGAUUCACCGUGAUGUGAAGCCCCUCAAUAUGUUGCUAGACGGCACUAGAAGAACGUUGAAAAUUUGCGAUUUCGGGUUCGUCAGAAAUGUGCAAACCCAAAUGACAAGCCAACGGGGUACCUGCUUGUAUAUGGCACCCGAGGUUUUCAAUGGUAAGCGAUACACUGAGAAAUGUGAUGUGUAUAGCAUGGGCAUUACAAUCUGGGAAGUUCUGUCGCGUAAAGUGCCGUACUAUGAGAAACAUGAGCUUAAACAGAUUCAACUCUUAACACAAAUUGACGAUCUCGAUCUACGGCCAUCUCUAAAUGAUUUAAUUUUUGAGUGUCCCGAGCAAAUAAAAACUCUGAUGCAAGAAUGUUGGGAUAAGAACCCCGAUAAGCGUCCCUCCAUGCAGGGUAUUUUGGAAAUCUUAAAACAGUUCUAAGCAACUUUCUGGAGUUAAGAGUUAUUAAUAAAAUAUUUAAUCCAUAUGUGUUCUUAUCUGGACAGUGGAAGUAAA